AUGUAUAGUCCACGAAACGGGGUCGAGCGUCCAAAGCUAAUAACUUCCAGGUUCGAAAAAUUCCCUUCCUUCGAGCAAUUCGACCCGACUCGCCGCAGAGUCAGACAUCCGCGGUCUGGUCGAGUUCGCCUGCUCAACAUGUUCUCGGCCUUCCUCCGUCGAGCGACGGCCAUCAAGGAAAAGAUCCCGAUCUUGAACGAACUGCACCUCAACUUCAUCUUCCUCCAUUACGCCUAUAUUAUCUCCUGGGCCAUCCUCGGCUCCAUCAUCCUCUACCCCAGUGGCAACAUCCGCUACAUCGAUGCCCUCUUCCAAGCGGCCGGCGCCGCCACCCAGAGCGGACUCAACACCGUCGAUCUCAACGGACUCCGACUCUACCAACAAAUCUUCCUCUACCUGAUCACCUGCCUCUGUACCCCGAUCUUCAUCCACAGCGCCCUGGUCUUCAUCCGACUCUACUGGUUCGAGAAGCGCUUCCAGCACGUGGUCCGCGACGCUCGGGCGAUGCGACGCACCCGCUCGCGCAUGGACACAGUCACCGAGGACCGACAAAGCGAAGAUGUCAAUCGAGCCGAGCUGGGCGUGAGCGGGCGGCCGAUCGUGGUAAUCCGGGAUGGGGAGGGGGAUGCGCGGGACGGCCGCCUGACGGAUCCGGCCAGCAAAACCGUCGAUUCCGGAAUCAACACCCCAGCGCGAACCGCCAGUGAAGCGUCCAGCGACGAGGACACAGACACCAGCAAUGAGCCACGCUUCGGUCUGGGCAGUUUAAAAGUGCCGACGCACCUCAAUCCCGAGCACCAUAUCGCAUUCCUGGAAAAGCAGCGGAAGGAUAAGGGCGCGCUGCGCAUUCCCAGUCCGAGGGAAUACGAUCGGGGCGGUGCGCCCGAGGCGCUGGAGGAAGAUGUCGAUGCGGAGCAGGCUCAGCCCGCUGAUGAGCAGGAUGACGUCGCUGAUCACCCUGAAGGCCAGGACCAGCUUGGUCCCCUUGAGGGACCGCAUAUUACUAUUAACGAGCCGGACAUUCCUAGAACUCGGCCGCGCGGGAAUACAUUCCCGCGCUUGGAUACUCGGCCCACUUUCCGGGAGACUAAGGAUGGGAACGAAACCACGACGCUGGCACCGACUACGACUAAGAAUACUUUCAAGGGGAUCUUCCGAUCUCUGACGCAGGAGCGGGAUCUCAACACCGCUCCGUACCUCAGCUGGAAUGCGACGGUGACUCGAAACUCCAAUUUCGUGGAUUUGACCGAGGAGCAGCGCGACGAACUCGGUGGUAUUGAAUACCGCGCGCUGAAGACUCUGGCUGUUGUUCUGAUUACCUACUAUGUCGGAUUCCAUCUCAUCGGGUUGCUGAGCAUGAUCGGCUGGAUCAUGACAGAGAACAAAUGGGGCGAUGUUGUCCGCGACGCUGGAGUUGGCCGACCGUGGUGGGGAAUCUUCACUGCGGCUUCUGCGUUCAAUGAUCUGGGCUUUACCUUGACUCCCGAUUCGAUGUAUUCUUUCCAAACGGCUAUCUUCCCGCUGUUGAUGCUUUCCUUCUUGAUUAUCAUCGGUAACACCGCGUUCCCGUGUAUGCUUCGUCUCAUGAUCUGGGUCCUUUCGAAAUUCACUCGCCAGGGAUCUGCGCUUUGGGAGGAACUCAAAUUCUUAUUGGACCACCCUCGCCGAUGCUUUACUCUGCUGUUCCCCCGAAAUGCUACCUGGUGGCUAUUUGCUAUUCUGGUGGCCCUGAACGGCAUUGAUUUGAUCUUCUUCGUGAUCUUGGAUCUCAAAGAUUCUGCCGUCACCUCGCUAUCACCGGGUAUUCGAGUUGUCGAUGGUUUCUUCCAAGCCGCGGCGACACGAACAGCCGGUUUCGGAAUCAUCAGUCUAUCAGAGCUACACCCAGCAAUCCAGGUCUCCUACCUGAUCAUGAUGUAUAUUUCCGUCUUCCCCAUCGCCAUUUCCAUGCGUCGAACCAACGUGUACGAAGAGAAGAGUUUGGGAAUCUACGAUGCUGCGGAUGAAGAUCACGACGAGGAAACCAACGCCCCUACCUACAUCGGAGCUCACUUGCGACGCCAGCUGAGUUUCGAUUUAUGGUACGUGUUCUUGGGUCUCUUCAUCAUCGCCAUUUCAGAGGGAGGUCGACUGCAGGAGGAUACGGAUUACUCCUUCCAGCUCUUCACCGUCUUAUUCGAGGUCGUGUCCGCCUACGGAACUGUCGGUCUAUCCUUUGGCUACACGGGCGUCAACACUUCAUUCUCGGGACAAUUCAACGUCGUCUCCAAGCUCGUCAUCAUCGCCAUGCAACUCCGUGGUCGUCACCGUGGUCUUCCAUACGCUCUGGACAGAGCUGUUCUCCUCCCCUCUGACGCACUCAACCGACACGAACACGAGGAAGGCGAGCGUCGCAUGCGUCGCCGAGCCUCGAAUCUCAGUGGUGGUGGAUCCCUCGGGCAGUCGAGAUCGAUUGGCCCAUCUCAAUCCCGGACCCUCUCUCAAGCAAGACACGAUGCUGGCCUUUCUUCGGGUCUGGAGACCCAUGAUUGGGGUGCCAAUCCUGCUCCUAGUGCGCCUUCUCUUGUUCAGCGUUCUGGAACUGUGCGGUCAAAUCGGUAG
This is a messenger RNA of Penicillium olsonii, 2601 nucleotides long. The record is from the annotation of a GenBank genome assembly. Lineage: Eukaryota; Fungi; Ascomycota; Eurotiomycetes; Eurotiales; Aspergillaceae.